CCCACAUAACCCAGGCCUAUCAAAACAUCCAUCUGAUCAUCUAUUUGUGUGAUAGAAGAUGUCUGUUCUUCCUUCCUUCCUAGGUUGUUUUCAUGGCACACCAUUUGUUGUUGGGUUAUGAACACAUAAAAAAAAAAAAAGUACAAAAAUAAAAACAAAUAAAACGCCCAGACCUUAACUCUCACUUCUCACCCUCUUGUCUUCUUCUUCUUCUCGUGUUGUUAUUUACCCUAAAUACAUAAACAUAGUAUCAUACCCACUGUCUGCAACCCCAUACAGUUUCUGCUCAAAACUGGUUCAUCUUCUUCUCCUUCUUCUCCUUCUUCUCCUUCGUCUUGUUCUCUGUUUGUAUUAAAGAUCUAAUCUUUGGUUCUUGAUGGGUUUUGUGGUUUCAGAGAUGGUGAAAGUUUGUUAGGAGAGGAGGAUAUGGCGGGUGAAGAAGGUGAAGGGAAAGGAAGGUCGUCGUCCAUGGUGACAAAUACAGGGUAUUGGUACAGUGAUUCUGCGAUGAAUACUCAGAUUCAGAGUGGUCAUAUGAUGAGUCAACUCCAAAGCUUUGAGCCCAACCCAGAGAUCUACAAUUUGAGUAGUGGCAUGGAGAUGAUGGUAGGGUUUCCCUUCAAGAAUCUGCAGGCCCAGAGUGAUAUGUGGAAGCCUGUUCCAUUAUCCCACAGUGAGAACAUGGUGGCUGGCGGCGGCGGGGCACCGGUUCUUGGCGGCGGCGGUUGGGCGGUGGAAGGAAAUAAUAAUAGUAAUGAGAUGAAAGUGUCUAUAACCCAGAAAGGCCUUUCACUCUCUCUCAGCUCCACUAAUCCUUCUGCUAUUGGCUUCAACUCCUUUGAUGAUCUCAGGCUUAUGGCUGCUUCUUCUUCAAGCUCUAGGUUGAAUAACAUUCAACAUGAUGAAGAUGAUAGGUUUCUGGGAAAACCAGAAAAUCUGGGCCAUCCAUCCCAAGACUACUUCUUCCAGAUCAGAAGCUCAAAGUAUUUGGGCCCUGCGCAAGAGCUCUUGAAAGAGUUCUGUUGCGUUGGAACAACCCAAUCUGAUGAACCAAAGAGAAAGAGCCAAUGGCAGCAAGAUGACCACACCACUUCUUCACAAAACCAUUCUUUGGGUUCCCUUCACUUUCUGGAAUUGCAGAAAACAAAAUCAAAGCUCCUUCAUCUGCUAGAUGAGGUGGAUAGGAGAUACAAGCACUAUCGUGAUCAAAUGACGGCGGUGGUAUCAUCGUUUGAGGCGGUGGCCGGUGACGGCGCUGCGACGGUGUACUCCGCCUUGGCUUCCAGGGUGAUGUCAAGGCACUUCAGGUGUUUGAGAGAUGCGAUCUUGGCUCAACUUAAAGCUGCCAAGAAGGCCAUGGCGGAGAAGGAGUCCUCGUCGGCGGCGCCGGGAGCCACUAAAGGGGAGACGCCGAGGCUUAAAAUGAUUGAUCAGACACUCCGGCAGCAGAAGGCUAUUCAGCAGCUCACUAUGAUGGAUAGCCAUCCAUGGAGACCCCAACGUGGCCUGCCGGAAAGAUCAGUUUCCGUCCUCCGGGCUUGGCUUUUCGAGCACUUUCUUCACCCGUACCCAAGUGAUGUGGAUAAACACAUUUUGGCACGCCAAACAGGUCUUUCAAGAAGUCAGGUGUCUAAUUGGUUCAUCAAUGCAAGGGUGAGACUAUGGAAACCCAUGGUGGAGGAGAUGUACCUUGAAGAAGUGAAGGAACAAGACAACAUUAUGGGAUCCUCAGACGGAUCAAGAGCCGCCGUUGACGGCGGUUCCGGCCGGGAACGGCUAGAUAAAAAACCCAACGUCGUACGUCUAGAUUCCGAAUGCAUCUCUUCUCUCAUUAACAUCCCCGCAAAGGCGGGCGGCGACCACCACCAGUUUGGAGCCGUGGAGCUGGACUUCUCGCCGUACACCCACAACUCCGGCGGCGCUGUCGGCUACCGGCCGGGCGAAAGGAAAACCGGCGGCGGCGGCGGCGUGUCGUUAACGCUGGGGCUACAGCAACAUGGAGGAAGCGGAAUAGGGUUAGCAUUUUCGCCGACGUCUCAGAAUUCACUGUUUUACCCUAGAGAUCAAAUCGGAGAUUGCCCGCCGGUCCAAUAUUCACUGUUGGACGGUGAAGGUCAGAACUUGCCUUACCGGAACUUGAUGGGUUCGCAGCUACUUCACGAUCUGGCCGGCUAAGAUCAGAACAUCAUCGGCUUCAAGAAUCUCUGAUCUCCCAUCAUCAAAACACAUUCUAUGAUUUUACCAGCCUAUAUAUACUAUCACCAUUGAGCCAAACAAUUUCUUUUAAUUCCCUUUAGAGUAAAAGGUUGUUGAGGUUAAUUACUGGUCAAGUAAAAUUUCAAAAAGUUGGCUUUCUGUUAAUGCCCAUUAUUGUUAAGCUUUUCUAGCCUAUUAGCUUUAAUUUGUGGUGUAUAGUUUUACAAUAUUCCAACUAGUUUGAACAAUAUAUGGCUGGUAAUUAAUUUUGAAUUCUUUCCUCU
This is a messenger RNA of Ipomoea nil (Japanese morning glory), 2480 nucleotides long. RefSeq names its product homeobox protein BEL1 homolog. Gene Ontology annotation, biological process: regulation of transcription by RNA polymerase II. The coding region runs from base 427 to 2175 and encodes 582 amino acids. The record is from RefSeq and is a predicted model, not a curated record. The transcript has 4 exons. Gene Ontology annotation, molecular function: RNA polymerase II cis-regulatory region sequence-specific DNA binding; DNA-binding transcription factor activity, RNA polymerase II-specific. NCBI's taxonomy places the organism in Eukaryota, Viridiplantae, Streptophyta, Magnoliopsida, Solanales, Convolvulaceae.